AUGCAACAAGAAUAUCAACCAACUACCACCAACAGCACUACUCAAACAAAAGACGAGAAAAUCGUCAACAACACUACUAACCCACCACUUCAAAGUGCGCAAUCUCCAACUUUCAUUAGUACUAGUUUAAAAUCUUCAUCAUCGGUGGAACAAUCAAAUAGUAGAAGAAGUUCUGUGGAUUAUCUGCGUGAGGUAGCUGAAGUGGGUCAACAAGAUUUAAAUGAAAAUGCCAGCCGUCAAACUGAUGCCAACACUCUUAUUCAAACAUUUAUAGACAUGGUAAACAUGGAGGAUGAAAAUUGGAAGAAGAGGAAGAGAGACCCAAGCAAUAAUAGUGAAGAAGCAACUACAUGCAAUGUUGACCAACAUGAGCAUGCAUGUUAUGACCAGCAUGCUAUUUGGGAUAUUAUACCUCAAAAGUUUGCACAUGUAAAAUUGCAUGCACAUGAAUUACCUUCAACUGAGUUUUGUAAGAUAAUGUUUCUGUAUGGAUGGGCCUAUUCAAAGUAUUUGGUGCAUACAAGAGAAAUGAAUGCUGGAAUCACCCAAAGCAAGGUAUCCUCGCCUACCUCACCAGUUCUAUCGCAGGAUGGGUCCAGUGACGAUUCAACUUCAAAUAUUGUUGAGCCUCCACAAAAGAAACUAGCUCGCAAUCCCAACACAAGUAAGCUGGAAUAAACCUAGACCAAAAAUUUUCA
Messenger RNA from Naegleria gruberi, 698 nucleotides. RefSeq lists its product as uncharacterized. Lineage: Eukaryota; Heterolobosea; Eutetramitea; Acrasida; Naegleriidae. The transcript has a single exon. Bases 1 to 678 code for a protein of 225 amino acids. The record is from RefSeq and is a predicted model, not a curated record.